This is a messenger RNA of Panicum virgatum (switchgrass), 836 nucleotides long. Its product is annotated as preprotein translocase subunit SECE1-like. The coding region runs from base 113 to 640 and encodes 175 amino acids. The transcript has a single exon. Gene Ontology annotation, cellular component: chloroplast thylakoid membrane. Lineage: Eukaryota; Viridiplantae; Streptophyta; Magnoliopsida; Poales; Poaceae. The record is from RefSeq and is a predicted model, not a curated record.
GUUUGGGCCCUGCGGCCCGUCCAGCCAUACGAAUCAUCCCCUUCCUCUCUUAUCCGCCGACGCCGCGAGGAUCUCCGUUGAGCUCAGCCGUUGAACCACAGAGCCGGAAGCCAUGGCGGCCACGCCGACCACCCCCUUCCCCCGCCUCCUCGCCCCGGCCCCACUACACCUCGCCGCGCGCCCUUCCUUGUCGUCCACCCUCCGCAACCCCUCCAUCUCCCUCUCCUAUUCUCUCCCCGGCCCCCGCCACCGCCUCGCCGCCGCGUCCAGGGAUACCACCAGCAACAAGGGACAAGAGCAAGAGCAAGAGCCCGCACCGUCCGCGGCGGACGGAGCAGCGGAUGAGAGCACGGAGGAGGCGGAAGGGGCGUCGCCCGGGGAGAAGAGCCCGGAGGCGGUGGCGGCGGAGCUGAAGGAGGUGCUGCGGGCGCGGAAGGCGGCGGAGGCCGCCAGGGCGGGCGUCGCGCAGGAGAUGUCCGAGAUCGAGUGGCCGGCGCCCGGGAAGGUGGUGGGCACCACUGGCGUCGUGCUCGGUGUCAUCGCGGGUUCCACCGUCGCGUUGCUCUCCGUCAACGCGAUCCUCGCCGAGCUCUCUGACCGCGUCUUCGCUGGCCGCGGGCUCCAGGACUUCUUCGGCUGACGCCGCGGUGUCGUCAGGUUUUCUUCAGGAUGAGGAUAUAGGUUGGUGGCAGCUAGGGUGAUAGAUCAAGUGCCGAAGUCUCAAAUUAUGUAUUUUUUUACUUAAUGACAAUAAAAACGAAUGAUGAAUUCAUUGCGAAAAUUGUACUGUUGCUAAUCUGUGAAUGGCAGCCUCAGCUUACAAAUGCUACAAUUAA